Messenger RNA from Umbelopsis ramanniana AG, 618 nucleotides. RefSeq lists its product as uncharacterized. The record is from RefSeq and is a predicted model, not a curated record. The transcript has a single exon. Bases 156 to 506 code for a protein of 116 amino acids. NCBI's taxonomy places the organism in Eukaryota, Fungi, Mucoromycota, Umbelopsidomycetes, Umbelopsidales, Umbelopsidaceae.
GGCUCUAUGUCUUUUUAUGUGAAUGCGAAGAGCAUAUGACCUCUUGUGAGAAAAAAAAAUAACCAGUGGGCGUCAAGGACAGGGCUAUAAAAUUGAAACCACAAGGGCAAAAAUUCACGUCUACAGCUCUCACCACUUUCGAUUUGUUUCAUAAUAUGGAUCUCAACUUUCCUCAAGAAGAAGAUAAUAACAAUUACCUUGACACCGACAGUGUCUGCUUGAAUGGCUUCUGCUUCUGUGCCCGUCACUCCCUGGAACUGUGUCCCAAGUGUCCCACGGAUAACCGAGGUAUCAAUAACAUGCAAGUGGAGGACUAUCUGCACGAGCAGUGCUCUGAAGCCGAGUUCGAAGCCAAAUGGAAGGGCGAUGACCGACCUCCUCUUAAUGUCUCUCACAGAUGGACCAAGCUCUCUAAUGGUAAGCCUGCUUGCUCAGAACAUAAGCAAAUCGGUUGCGAAGAGUGCUUCAACUGGGGUCAAGGUAAGCGGUGUUUCUUCUUUGUCUGAUCACCUACAUGUUGAUAAAUGCUUACCAUUGCAAUGUAAAAGGUCUACUCCGUGAGAUCAAGGGAGAAAAGAAGAUUAGAAAGGCUUCCAAGAAGAGCAAGAAAGACGCUUU